CAACUACACAGCCACCUGCAACUACACAGCCACCUACAACUACACAGCCACCGACUACAACACAAGAACAGUGUGUCGCGUAUGAAGGAAUGAGCCAAGGACAGACGGUUAAAGAUGAGCAGAUCACGGAUAACAUGGGUAGAAGUGCUGCGGAUGUUAAACCCAGUAACGGUGGAUGGACGCCGCCAAAUGAUAACCCGUUUGUGCCUUCGACUACGUACAUCCAGAUCAUUCUCGGUGAGGGAGCUAUAGAUCUCAGUGAAGUGCGCGUGGCAGGAUCCGUGGAGAGCUACAUGAUCUCCUUGAGUACCGACCUAAUUUUCUACCAUAACCUCUCUAUGGCGUUCGAGGGACACGCGAAAUUUCUUGUACCGGAGCUAGCACGAAGCAUUAGAAUAUAUCCGUUGACGCUGCUCACAGGGGAAAUGGAGCUGAACGUAACGAUAGAGUUAUAUGCCUGUUUCGAAGCUGCAGUCACCACCCAACCAGGAGCCACAACACAGCCACCUACAACUAUAAAGCAGCCACACUACAACUACAUCAGCCAACCUACAGCUACACGCCACUACAACUACAGCCAAGCCACCUACAACUAUACAGGGCCACCUACACCGUUUGAGGGAGACGGUGCGACAUUCCUCAAUUGCGGUAUUAAGUGCGCCGCGCAAGGCAAUUACGAAUAUACGCCGGAUGACGUGCUUGCCGGGGCAAUGCGGCAACUAAACAUGACAAUAGAGUUGUAUGCCUGCUUCCUAGCUGAAGGCAACGCACCCACCUGGACAACAACUCAGGCCACCUACAACUACGCAGGCAGCCUACAACUACACAGGCCACCUACAACUACAUCAGCCGCUAACACUAGCGAACACGAGAAAACCAGGACACCGCAGCGCAGCCUACAAGCUACACAGCCACCUACAACUACGGCACCAGUAACCCACAACACAGGGGCCCAGCCUACCUAA
This is a messenger RNA of Priapulus caudatus, 965 nucleotides long. RefSeq lists its product as uncharacterized. The coding region runs from base 90 to 965 and encodes 291 amino acids. Lineage: Eukaryota; Metazoa; Priapulida; Priapulimorpha; Priapulimorphida; Priapulidae. The record is from RefSeq and is a predicted model, not a curated record. The transcript has 5 exons.